Molecule: messenger RNA, 3293 nt
Organism: Vespula pensylvanica (western yellowjacket)
Lineage: Eukaryota; Metazoa; Arthropoda; Insecta; Hymenoptera; Vespidae
Product: dynein regulatory complex subunit 7
Exons: 10
Biological process (GO): flagellated sperm motility
Cellular component (GO): motile cilium
Source: RefSeq, a predicted model, not a curated record
UCGAGCUCGAAGCGAAGAGGCUAUGGGGCGAGGUGGCGAGGUGGCGAGGAGGAGCAAAGGGACGACGCGAACCGAGCGCUCUCGCGGGGAGAGAGAACGGAGCCAGCGAUCCUACGCUCCCCGUCGUGGUUAGUCAAUUUUCGCAGCGGUAACAGUUUCGAGUGUGCAACAUUUCUGACGAGUCUUCUACUAGGACAAGGAUACAAUGCGUUUGUAGUUUUUGGUUAUGCAUCCCGCGAACAAGUUCGAUGCAACAGGACUAAAAUCACCUGCCCGUAUUUACCGGAAGAUACAAAAGAAUUAGAAGUAUCGGAAGAACCCGAUGUUAAUUUAAUAUACAAGUUGAAACCUCCUGCGGAUCUUAGAAGCAAAUUCUUAUUAAAACUGGACGCCAGAGAGAAACUUAAACUGGAAACUGAGAUUCAACGGGAAGAAGAAAAGCAAGCUAGGAUCGUAAUCGAAUUGGAAAAACCACCUCCGGAUAAAUAUUAUGGAUAUAGAGUUCACGCUUGGGUCGUCGUCUUACCUGCUCUUAAUAAUAUGAAAGGAAAACAAGUUACACGUCCAUUCUUUAUCGAGCCCUCGUCCGGAGAAAUGUACGAUCUGACCGAUCCUCGAACCAAUCUUUUGUACCUAGGUGUAGAGAGUAUCUGGAAUGACCAAAAUUAUUGGAUAAAUAUGCAGCGAGAUUCGAUCGGAUGUGACAAAAUAAAUUGGAAUUUAACUCUGACCGAGUUAUGGGAGCAUCUACUUCCCGGCGAACCAUGGACUAUGCGUGGCGUCGAGGAUGAUGUAGUCGAAGAAGAUGUUAAAAUAGAACGGGAGAAACACUUAGAUAUGCCCAGCUCUUAUGUGAAAGAAAUAUACAUAAGUAGUUUAGAGUUCGAGAAGCGAUAUCCGCGUGGUCACAAGACGAUAUUUUACAAAAAAGUCAAAGUAGACUUGUAUGCCCCUUAUGUGCAGUUGGACGGAAUAGUAGAAAAAAUAACGAUAUACGACGAUUACGAAUAUACAACUCCGAUCGAAAUUUACGAAAAAUACGCCAAUAGGAAUGAUAACUUGAUACAAUCGCGACAAAACUUGAAUACUAACUACAUUAUCGAUUAUUAUGAAAGGGGUCGUCCUGACGCAUGUAAAGAACAUCGCUACUACAACCACGAAAGUAGUCCAUUCAUAUUCAGCGAAAGGACGUUAUGUUUCUACGACGUGGUUCGUAUCGAUGGAUUAUCAGAAAUGCAUAUGUAUCCUUACCGUUUAACGCAAUAUUACGUUAAUCGCGAGGAUCUCCUGUACUAUAGAAACGUGGAGUUUUCGCCGGAAAAAGGCGAAUCUACGGUAGAAGGAAUACAUUAUCGUUAUAUUCACACGAUAACCGAAAAAUAUCAUAGAAACGAUCUACUACCGCCGUCCAAAGAUAUCGCCGUACGAGAAUUCGUUUUAACGGAGAAAGAGAUACAUCUCAAAUUUCAUUACGAAGAUGAAAAAAUCACGAGAAGUACGCGCGUAUACAAGAAGCCAGAAACGGGAGAACAUCUCAAUAUUCAUACUGCCAUCAUCGAAGAAUACAACGCAGAUACUACCUCACCGCCUGAAAAAAACUUGCAUCUAUUUUACGAAAUAGAAAAGUUACUAAAGGAAGAAGACCAAUGCAUAUUUAAUAUCAGAGAAGCUGAGAAUGAAAUUUCUUCGUUCAUAAAAAAACGAACGAGUGAAUAUUUAAGUCCAAACUUAAUGAUUUCUUCGUUUGAUAGAAACAGAUUUGAAACGGGAAAACCUAUAAAGGAUACAGCAUCGAUAUCUUCUUUAGAAAAAAUUAUAAAACCUGCUGAUCGCUUAGCUCCGUACUUAGCACGAAUAGGAAAUCCAAAGCAAAUAAGUAAAGCUCAAGCAUAUCUGUUACGAGAAGAUUGUCUAAAUGAUUUUAAGCAAUCGGAAGUGAAUAAAGCGAAUCUUAUUUUACGCGAAUCUGAGAAACUUACAGAGAAGCUAAAUGAAUUGCAAACGUUAUUAACACAGAAUGAAGAUUUAACACGGGAAGAAGAAGAUGAACUCGUAGCAAAAACCAACGAAAUAACCUUUAAUCUGCAAUUAUUAGAUAUGAAGUUGGAUCGUCAUAAGAAUUUAGUUCCCGUACGAUAUAAAAUGCUGGUAGAGCUUUUGGAGGAAGACGAACGUCUCUCCAUUCUCUACAACCAAUAACAUAUAUCAACGACGAGUUGGAAACAAUAAGAAACUUUUAUAUUUAUGUAGGUAAAUAUUAUUCUUCUGUCUUUGCUUUUUAUGUGCGUGCACACGUUUUACUUUUUUUAAAGCGAAGACUAUUGGAAAGACCAAGAACCCAUUUGUCCGAUGCAUCGACCUAAAACAAUUGAUCCGUUUUAAAAAACUAAAAUGAAUAUUUGCCUAAAUAGAAGAAAAAUAUUAUUGAUCUUGCAUCACCUUCAUCGUCAAACGUUGCCAAAGUAAAUUUGCUAAGUUUAUUCGUGAAACUACCGGUGUAGGUGGUAGUCGCAGAAUGAUCCAAUUGACGUUCGCUAUUCGUACCAUCGUUGUGAGAACUGUGAUUACGAUUUUCCUCGGCAAAACCAGAAAUUAAAGUGUCCAUCAUUAUUGCCUAAUGCAUAUGUAUUAUUCUCAGUAUUUGUUAUUUCGUUAUUAUCGUUGUCGUUGCUAUUAUUAUUAUUAUUAUUAUUACUAUUACUAUUUUAUAAAACAUACUUGUCUCGAGAAUACUUGUAGAAUUUUAUAAACACGCGCACCAUUUUCUCUUACAGGGAAUUGUAGAAACAAACAGGGCAAACAAUCGGGAUUUCUUUCGUCAGAAGGUUUUGCCAUUUCCCAACUUAAUUCCGAGUAUUUCAAUCCUAAUAGAAGGCUCUGUUAAGGAAAACCAAACCAUUAUCCAUAAAACAAAAAGCGAAUGAAUGAUGUUCAUUUGUUUUACUUACGCAUUGCAUAUCAUCGACCACGUAUACUCCUGAAGUAUUAAUAGCGAUCAAAACUUGUAAGUCACGAUUCGUAAUCCACGAUGCCAGUCCUCUUACGGGACGUUCGAUUUGUCCUUGAAAGAAGGCAGCACCGUAACAAGGUAGGCCCCAGCAAAAUUCAAGGUACUUCCUAAUAAGCUUUCUUGGAUUUGUAUUGGUCCCAGUAUGAUUAGGUAUUCGUUUAUAUUGUUCCAAAAGGCGUGCUUCUGGUGCUCCUUUACCUCCCACCAAACCCAAACCAAGUCCUAAUCCUAAUAAAAGACUCGGUGAUGUGUAAUGAUGUGGUAAAAAUCUUCCUCGAUGCCU